Nasonia vitripennis (jewel wasp) is the source of this 4302-nucleotide messenger RNA. It is a transcript of the gene Myo31DF, whose product is annotated as myosin 1A. Lineage: Eukaryota; Metazoa; Arthropoda; Insecta; Hymenoptera; Pteromalidae. The transcript is spliced from 16 exons. The record is from RefSeq and is a predicted model, not a curated record. Gene Ontology annotation, biological process: actin filament organization; vesicle transport along actin filament. The coding region runs from base 273 to 3332 and encodes 1019 amino acids. Gene Ontology annotation, cellular component: microvillus; plasma membrane; vesicle. Gene Ontology annotation, molecular function: actin filament binding; ATP binding; microfilament motor activity.
AAUCCUGCAGCAGUUCGAGCAGAGCAGCGGCGGCGAUCGGGGCCAAUCCGUCAAGCACACACCUAUAUACAUCUAUAUAUACAUUAUACAUAUACACAAAGUCGCUUCUCCUCUCCCUUCUUUCGCGCACGAUAUAUAAUUUGCUGUGUGUUUGCUGUGUGGCGGCUUAUCGCGCGAAUUCUCGAUAAGAGGCGAAAGGAGGACGUGUGAGCGUGGCUCACACGCAGACGACGGCAACGACGGAAGAAGAAGAGUAGCCGCAGUUAGCAGCCAUGGUAGCGCACGACGAGGUCGGCAUCGGGGACUUUGUCCUCCUCGACGAGAUCAGCCUCGAGAAGGUCGUGGAGAAUCUCCGAGUCAGAUUCAACGGCGGCAAAAUCUACACCUACAUCGGCGAGGUCUGCGUCAGCAUUAAUCCAUACAGGAGUACGAGCAUUUACAGCCCGGAUUAUGUCGAUAAAUACAAAGACAGGGAACUGUUCGAGAACCCACCGCACAUAUUCGCGGUGGCGGAUGCGGUGCACAAGGAGAUGAAGCAGCAGGGCCGAGACACCUGUAUCGUCAUCAGCGGCGAAUCGGGUUCCGGCAAAACCGAGGCCAGCAAAAUCAUCAUGAAAUACAUCGCCGCCGUGACGAACAUCGACGGACAGCAGGAGAUCGAGAGGGUGAAGAACAUUCUGAUCCAGUCGAAUUCGAUACUCGAGUCCUUCGGCAAUGCCAAGACCAACAGGAACGACAAUUCCUCGCGAUUCGGCAAGUACAUGGACAUAAACUUCGACUUCAAGGGCGAUCCCGUUGGAGGAGAUGUCACGAAUUAUCUUCUGGAGAAGUCGAGGGUCGUUUAUCAGCAGAAGGGCGAGCGGAAUUUCCAUUGCUUCUAUCAGCUGAUUCACGGCUGCAGCGAAGCAGACCUCAAGUCGAUGCGAUUAGUAAGGGAUCCGGCUAGUUAUAACUACAUCAAGAGCGGCGCAUCCAACAGUCAAACGAGUUUGAAUGAUAAAACCGAUUAUAAAGCCGUAAUGAAUGCCAUGUCCACGCUCGGUUUCAAGCACACGGAGACGCAAACCAUUUGGAAUGUUAUUGCUGGCGUUAUGCACUUGGGUAACAUCACAUUUACUCUUGACGAGGAUACAGUUAGCACAAGUGGCGACAAAGCAUUAAAUGAUGCUGCUCACUUAUUAUCUGUAAGUCCGACUGAAUUAAACGAUGCACUAACUCAGAGAAUAAUUGCUGCUGGAGGUGAGGUCAUGCAGAAGACGCACACUCUCGUAGAAGCGGAAUACGGCAGAGAUGCCUUAGCUAAGGCGGUGUACGACAAACUGUUUACUUGGAUUGUAUCACGAAUAAACGGCACGAUCAACGUUUCUUCUCCGAAUAGUACCUACAAACGUUACAGAACUCUGAUUGGUGUAUUAGAUAUUUACGGUUUUGAAAUUUUCGAUUCCAAUAGCUUCGAACAAUUUUGCAUUAAUUACUGUAAUGAAAAGUUGCAACAACUCUUCAUAGAACUGGUAUUAAAGCAAGAGCAGGAAGAAUACAAAAAGGAAGGUAUUGCAUGGCAAAACAUUGAAUAUUUCAACAACCAGAUUAUUUGUGAUCUCGUGGAACAAAAUCAUAAGGGUAUUCUAUCUAUCAUGGACGAAGCUUGCCUCAACGUUGGCAAAGUUACGGACGAAAUGCUUCUUGAAGCUAUGGAUAAAAAAUUGACAGCUCACAAACAUUACACGUCUCGACAAUUGAAACCCACGGACAAAGAAUUGGAACACAAAACGCAAUUCAGGAUAAAGCAUUAUGCUGGUGACGUCGUGUAUAACAUCAACGGCUUUUUAGAUAAAAAUAAGGACACGCUGUUCCAAGAUUUCAAACGCUUGCUGUUUAAAAGUAAAAAUCCUGUUAUAUCAGAAAUGUGGCCAGAAGGCGCUCAGGAUAUAACAAAGACAACAAAGCGACCACAGACAGCUGGAACUCUCUUUAAAACUUCAAUGAUUGCUCUCAUUAAAAAUCUUACCAGUAAAGAGCCAUUCUACGUCAGAUGUAUCAAACCUAAUGAAGUAAAAUCUCCCGUUGUUUUUGACGAAGAAAGAGUAGAACAUCAAGUCCGAUACCUUGGACUGGUAGAAAAUAUAUUGGUCAGGAGAGCUGGCUUUGCUCACAGGCAGCGUUAUGAUAAAUUUCUUAAGAGAUAUAAAAUGAUAUCGCAGUAUACGUGGCCUAACUUCAGAGGAGGAAGUGAUAAGGAUGGUGUAAAAAUGAUGAUGGAUGAGAAAGGUUUUUCCAACGACGUUCAGUACGGACAUACAAAAAUUUUCAUACGCUCACCUCGAACGCUGUUUGCUCUUGAGCAGGCUCGAAAUGAUUUGAUUCCUGGAAUAGUAGUACUGAUUCAAAAGAUGGCUCGUGGAUUCAUGGCUCGCAGGUAUUUUAGGCGAUUAAAGGCAGCUUACGUCAUUAUUCAGUAUUACCGCCGUUACAAGAAACGCACGUACAUAACUGAACUGAGGGAUACGUUCAAAGAUGCUAAGAACAUGCGCGACUAUGGCAAGCACCUGACAUGGCCUAAAGAAAAUUACGCUGUCAAGUCGGUAGUACCCGUACUGAAAAUGAUGUAUGCAAGGUGGUACAGUUGGAUGAUUUUGCGAAAGAUACCAAGAGAGGAUUGGCCACAAUUGCAAUUAAAGAUGUCUGCAGCAUCAGUAUUACGUUCAAAACGUCAGCACUAUGGACAGGAUAGACGAUGGGAGGGCAACUACCUUUCACAAUUUAGUGAGAAUUCUCAUAAUGACAUUUAUAAUACAUCGAUGAAUAAUCUUAAGAACGCAGAUCACUUCAAAACAAUUUUAUUCAGUGCCUUCAUCAAGAAAACAAAUAAAUUUAAUAAGCAAGCAGAUCGUGUCAUGGUUGUUACAGAGCAGGCUCUGUACAAAUUAGAAAGUUCAAAGUUUAAAAACAUGAAAAAAGUCAUGAAUAUAGCAGAAAUCACAGGUCUCAGCGUUUCGCCAGGAAAAGACCAGUUAAUUAUAAUUCACUCCAAUCACGGCAAUGACUUUAUCGCUUCCAUUGUAACAGCAGAUGACAAAGUUGGUGAACUUGUUGGUAUUCUAAGCAACGCAUAUUACCAAACUAGAAGGUCGGAUUUACAAGUAACAGUUGAUGUCAAAUUCAAAUGCAUGCUUGGAAACAAGAGGAAAAUUUUGCGGAUAGAAGUAAUGCCUGAGGUAACAGAACCAACGUUCAAGAAAGACGGAGAUAACAUUAUCUAUGCAAUACCGCCAUCAAUUGGAAUCAUUGACAACAGUGCCAACAACGGACUUAAAAUCAAAACCACGAGUUAAUUUUUAAUUUAGUUUUUAUACUAAACUAGUAGUACAAGAUAUUCAUAAACAUCCUAUUUUUUGUAAUACGUAAAUUAAAAUAUUUUUUUUACAAAGAAAAAAAAUACAGUAAAAAAAUAUCUGUAAUGAUAAAGACUAAAACUAACACUACUUAUUUCUAAAAAAAUCUUGUCUUGUACAGAUUUUAUCAGAAACCAUUGAAAAAGAAUAUAAAGUACUCAAAAAUUAUGAAUUUAAAGCAGUUUGAAACGCUGUAAAAUAUUUUUAUUGGUAAGGCUGUAAAAAAGAAUUGUCACAAAUUUAUACAAGACAUGCAAAUUGUUAUAUUAAUUUGUUAAGCAAAAAUUUAUAAAAUACUUUAGAUUGCUGUGACUUAAGUAUUUAUUAAGAUUGACUUUAAUGUUAAGAAGAUAUUCUACGCGUAAACCAUUAUGUAUAUUGGUGCAGUUGCCAUGCGAAAAAACUUACAUAAAUUCAACUUGGCAAAAAUGAUAAUGGCUGGUCACAUUAAUAUUGCUGGGUAAAUGCAUAAAUGUAUUAUUACUUUAUUUCUGAAGGUGAAUUACACUUUCUUGAUAAGUACUUAAAUAGUAAAUUAUUCUAUUUUGUAUAAAUGUCAUUAUCCAUCAAUUUUAAUUAUGAAGUGGUGCAAAUAUUAUCUUGCAUUUCUGCAUUUAUAUACUGUAAAUUUGUGCCAUUGCGAAAUAUAAAUAAAAAUUUAUUCUAUAUAAAAUCACGAUUUUAUUAACUUUUCCAUGAUAUUUACAAAAAUAAAAAAAGUGAAAAAGUUGUUAAAUAAUUUUGAAAUUCAUAUAAUUAUUAUUUUUAUUUAAUUUAUAGAAAAAGCAAUAGAAUUAUUUUAUACAAAAAACAAAAAUUCUGUAAAGCUAUGACUACUUGUCCAGACGUUGAUACAAAUAAAUAUAUCCUAAUUCUUUCAGCGGCUUUUCAGACGCGUAAACCUGCAAAA